Messenger RNA from Vanderwaltozyma polyspora DSM 70294, 1260 nucleotides. It is a transcript of the gene ABD1, whose product is annotated as mRNA (guanine-N7)-methyltransferase. Gene Ontology annotation, cellular component: nucleus. The record is from RefSeq and is a predicted model, not a curated record. NCBI's taxonomy places the organism in Eukaryota, Fungi, Ascomycota, Saccharomycetes, Saccharomycetales, Saccharomycetaceae. Gene Ontology annotation, molecular function: mRNA 5'-cap (guanine-N7-)-methyltransferase activity. Gene Ontology annotation, biological process: 7-methylguanosine mRNA capping. The transcript has a single exon. The coding region runs from base 1 to 1260 and encodes 419 amino acids.
AUGUCGUUAAGGCCAGAGAAGCCAAUUUGGAUGUCUGAUCAGGAGUAUGAAAGACAAUAUGGUUCUGCUCAAUCAGAAAAUAAGCAAGGUCGUAAUGUUGAAGUUAAAGUGAAUUCGACUGUACCAGAGGUUUCGACAGAUAUUUCUCCAGAAGUUGUUUCCAUGGAAUCUACUAGUACUCCAGGUUCAAGAUUUCAAAGACGUAAGCGUGAAAGGUACGAUGAAGAAGAACAGAAGAAGAAGAUGCAAAUUCAAAGAUUAAGAGAUGAACAAUUAAAAAAACAUGAUAUUCAAAUGACUGAAGAGAGGGUUGUUAAUGUGGAUCAAAUUGUUAGACAACAUUAUAAUGAAAGAACCUACAUUGCUAGUAAAAGUAAGAGAGCUUUAUCACCAAUUAUUAAAUUGCGUAAUUUUAAUAACGCAAUUAAAUACAUGUUAAUUGAUAAAUUCACACAUCCAGGUAAUAUCGUAUUAGAACUAGGUUGUGGGAAAGGUGGUGAUUUGAGGAAAUACGGUUCUGCCGGUGUUUCUCAAUUUAUUGGUAUUGAUAUAUCGAAUGCUUCGAUUCAAGAAGCUCAUAAAAGAUAUCAAUCAAUGAAAAACUUAGAUUAUCAAGUUAUUUUGAUAACUGGUGAUUGUUUUGGUGAGUCUCUAGGCAAAGUCGUUGAACCUUUCCCACAAUGUAGAUUCCCUUGCGAUGUUGUUUCGGCUCAAUUUUGUUUGCAUUAUGCAUUUGAAACUGAAGAAAAAGCUAGAAGAACAAUGAUUAAUAUAUCCAAAUCAUUAAGAAUUGGUGGAUAUUUCUUUGGUACUAUACCAGAUUCAGAAUUUAUUCGUUACAAAUUAAAUAAAAUCAGUGAAGAUGUAGAAAAGCCAUCAUGGGGAAAUGCGAUAUAUAAGGUAACCUUUAAAAAUAACGAAUAUUUUAAGAAUGAUAAAGAGUUCCCAUCUCCAUACGGUCAAAUUUACACAUAUUGGUUAGAAGAUGCUAUUGAUAAUGUCCCAGAAUAUGUAGUUCCAUUUGAAACACUUCGAAGCCUUGCUGAUGAAUAUGGUAUGGAAUUAGAAUUACAAAUGCCAUUUAAUAAGUUCUUUGUCGAAGAAAUUCCAAAAUGGAUGACAAAAUUCUCACCAAGAAUGAGAGAAGGUUUGAAAAGAACUGAUGGGAAAUUUGGUGUUGAGGGAGAUGAGAAAGAAGCUGCUGCAUAUUUCUACACAGUCUUUGCCUUCCGUAAAGUUGGAGAUUGUCCAGAAUCAUAA